AUGAUGGAUGGAAAACCAUUAGGAUUUAAAUACAAUAAUAAUGAUUUUAGUGACCAAUAUGAGACUUCAUAAAUAAUGACUAAUAUAGAACAAAUAAAUUAUCUUACUUGGUAAGGGGAGAGGAGUCAUAGCUUCUAAAAAAUAGGAAGGUGGGCUGCAGAUUGGAAUUGGAAUUAUGAAGGAGUUGGAGGAGUUUAUUCUGAUUAUGGUUAGAAAUAAAGUCAAUGGAAAGAAAUGACAUCGAACUUUGGGGAGUAUUUAUUAUUGGAAUAAUAUAAAAGCAAUGCAAAAGUUUAUGAAAUUUGAGAAUACGAAAAUGGAGUUAGAAUAAAAACUUGGAAUUAUGUGUAAGGAAAUAAUAGAUUGUAAAAUAGCUUUUUUGAAAAUUAAAGGUGGAGGAGUUUAUAAAGAAAAUAGGGUAAAAAUAUUAAAUGGAUUGAAUUAAGUGAUAGUUUUUCAUAGUAUAAUUCAAUAUAAUUUAUACUUAUAGUUCGAGUUAAAUAACAUAUAAUGGUGAAUAUUAAGAUGGCAAAAAAUUUGGUGUGUAGACUACUAUGUACAGAGGAUAUGUAUAUGAUGAAUUUAUAUAAAAGUAAAUAUCUAUUUUGUAUUUGUUAAGAGGCGGAGCAUAAUUUGAUGAAAAUUAAAAAAAUGGUGAGUGGAUAGAAUUGAGCAACUAUUUUAGCGAGUACUAUUUUGAAUUCAAUAAUAUUUAUAGUCUUACUUAAGUAAUUUAUUAAGGCCAUUAUUUACUUGGAAAAAAAUCUGGUCAAUGGGACACAAUGCCAAGGUUAGCUGAGGGAUAAAAGUUUGUAUCAAGACUUCUUAAAAAUUGGAAAGUGGGAUACGAUAUUUAGAGAAGAUAGUGGUGA
This is a messenger RNA of Paramecium pentaurelia, 872 nucleotides long. NCBI's taxonomy places the organism in Eukaryota, Ciliophora, Oligohymenophorea, Peniculida, Parameciidae. The record is from the annotation of a GenBank genome assembly.